Messenger RNA from Boeremia exigua, 984 nucleotides. RefSeq lists its product as uncharacterized. The coding region runs from base 165 to 827 and encodes 220 amino acids. Gene Ontology annotation, biological process: translation. Gene Ontology annotation, molecular function: structural constituent of ribosome. Lineage: Eukaryota; Fungi; Ascomycota; Dothideomycetes; Pleosporales; Didymellaceae. Gene Ontology annotation, cellular component: ribosome; mitochondrion. The transcript has a single exon. The record is from RefSeq and is a predicted model, not a curated record.
AUCGAUUGCGGCAGCGUCAGCGUAUCGGCGAUUCCAACCCUUCGACUAUACAAGCAAAGACGCAUUGAGUUGCCGUCUGCCCUUCUCCACAGCUCAGGUCGCCAUAUCGACAGCGCCGAGCGCAACGAACAUCUUUGUGCGCUCUCAAACCUCACACACCCACCAUGGCAACAAAAGCAGUGACCGAGGCCAUCACAGCCGCGCCUCUGGUGCAAAAAUACAUAACCUCGCAAAAGGUCGGCGUCGUCGUAUCCGCCGGAAAGAUGUCGCGCGCAGUCAAAGUCCGCAUUGCUGGCCAGGAAUGGAACAAGCUAUUCCGCAAGCACUUCCCCUCGCACAAGCACUACACCGUGUCGGACCCGAACAACUCCCUUGUCGAAGGAGACGUUGUCCGUAUCACUUCAGGCCACCGCACAAGCUCGACGAUUCGUCACGUUGUCACCGCGAUCAUUGCGCCGUUCGGCGAACCUGUGGAGAACAGACCGAAAGUGCUGAAUGCAGAGGAGCUGGAUAAGCUGAGGGUGCAAGAGCGAUUGAUGAAGGAUGUCCGCUCGGCAGACCGGGGGAGAAAGGUGAGCAAGAUGAGGCUGCAUGAGGCGAUGACGCAGCGUGUCAAGAUCCCCACGCUUGAAGAGGCUGUAGAGAAGCUACGAUUACAUCAGGAGAUGGAGAAGACACGAGCGGCAAAGGGCGGAAACCAGGCACACGCAGGGCAGGGAGGUCAGAGAGAGACCAAGCGCGACAGGAGGAAGGCAGAGAAGAUCAAGAACCGUACGGAGAGACAUGCUGCAGAGAGGGCUGCGAACGCGAAGAAGCAGGUUGUGUGAAUCCGGAGACGCGAGAAGUGAUGGUGUAUGAUAUCCUGUAUUUUCUGCAGAAGAUAAGACGAGCGUUAUUGUACCAUAACCUAGCACUUGCACGAUCUGGGAGUUCGUAUUCCUUGUAUUUGUAUUAUCGUCUUGAGCAAUGCAAUGAGCAGCUCGU